Messenger RNA from Hippocampus comes (tiger tail seahorse), 4887 nucleotides. It is a transcript of the gene nyap1, whose product is annotated as neuronal tyrosine phosphorylated phosphoinositide-3-kinase adaptor 1. The coding region runs from base 417 to 3488 and encodes 1023 amino acids. The record is from RefSeq and is a predicted model, not a curated record. Gene Ontology annotation, biological process: phosphatidylinositol 3-kinase/protein kinase B signal transduction; neuron projection morphogenesis. The transcript has 7 exons. Lineage: Eukaryota; Metazoa; Chordata; Actinopteri; Syngnathiformes; Syngnathidae.
CCCAGCCACCCACCCACCUCUCCCUCCAACGUCGCAUUGAAUUGCGCGAUGCUUCCCAAUCAGGAGGCUGCGCCGAGCCGCGCUGUUUACCCUAAAAAAAUGGAAGCGCUCUCACGUCAAGAGAAAGGCGUCAAUCGGGAGAUACACUUCUAAAUAGCCGAUUUUUAAACCCAGACUCGGUUGACACAUCUGGGGAGGGAUUUUUUUUUCUCUCUUCCCCCGACCAAAUUCACGCCCUCUCUCAGCGGUGCCUUAGCAGGACAGCUGUGUCAUCAACAACCGGCGUGGUUUUGUUGUUGUCUCAUCCGACAGCCGCUUGGCUUCGGGCCAGUCUGCUUCUGCGCUCGGAUUCGGCUUUAACGUCAAGGUGCGCCUUGUGACAACACGUCUCAUCAUCUCGGGCCUCCUUGUGUACCAUGAGCUCUGGUUCUGCCCAGGAUGUGGCAGUCGAGCAUUUUCUGCGUGACAUCGAGAGGCGGAGUAAACGGCUCCACUGUGCUGUGAUUGGCUGCGAGGUGGAACGACCCCGCAGCGACAUGAACCUGCUGUAUCGAAAGAGCCGUUUGGAUUGGAGGCAGAGGGACCAAGAUGGAAGCAAGAAAAGCUCGUCUCAAAAUGACCCCUCGGCGACUGUCGGCAAAGUCAGAGACUUGGCCUCGUUCCGUCGCCACUUCCGAAUGGGCUUCAUGACCAUGCCGGCCUCCCAGGACCUUUCCCCUCACUCGUGUGCCUCAGCCAUGGCGCCGCGCUCGCAGUCCUGCCACGCGGUCGGCGCCGGGGAUGCAAGUCUGGAGAACGGGGACUACUCCGACACCCAAUCUCAGCACGGCGGCCGCUGCCCGCCGGUCAAACCCAAGCGCCACCCUAGCACUCGCCUCAGCUCCUCGUCGGCUGACACCAGAGGACCUCCCGAGACGCCGCCGCCCCCGCCGCCUUCCUCCCACUCGCAGGCCAAGCACUCCGAGAAAAAAAAUGCCAUGAAGAAGUCCGACUCUGGAGACAUUGGCUCAAAAAAGGUGCCUCCUUUAAAACCCAAGAGAAGUCCCAGCACCCAGCUCUCCUUCGAUCCUCUCCCUCCACGUGUGCCUCAUUCUGCCGCAUCCCUCCCUUUCCAGGGAGCCGACUCUCAGAUCCAAACCGGAGCGGGGGACGAUGAGCCGGUCUAUAUCGAGAUGGUGGGGCAAGUGUUCACCAGAGAGAGCCAGACCGCCACCCCCCACCCCGUCACCCCGGUAGCCACCACGCCCGAUUCAGACUCGGACCAGAGCGAGGCCAUCUAUGAAGAGAUGAAAUACCCACACCAAGAGAACCGAGAAUCUCAGAGGCACCCGCCGACCAAACACGAGAAAAUGAAAAGUUCAAAGCAUUACCACGUCGCCCCGUCGCCCUCCAGCAGCUCCUCCUCGUCACUGCCACGCCCUUCCUCUUCCUCUCCUUCCUAUUCUAAACCCAAAGCUACGGUCUCCAUCUCUCAUUCGUCCCCGCUACCUUCCUCCGCAUCCUCCACCCCCGUGCCCCAGGUCCUAUCCACCAGCCCCCACACUCCACGAGCGCCGACUCCCUACCUGCUGCAAGGAAGCAAAUGUGAACCAGAAUCCAACACCAAGAUCCCCGCCCCGUUCCCAAAUCUUCUACAGCACCGACCCCCGCUGCUCGCUUUCCCUCAACCGGCGGCCGCGUCCAGCGGGGUGGCAGUGCAAAGCAAGGGUUCCUCGACUUCCUCUAAAAUUGGCUCUCAAACAUCCAGCGUGACCACUCAAGCUGGCACCUCCUCCUCUUCAACGUCCUCUAACAUUCCGACCUCAUGCUCCAAAGAGCCGUCGGGAGGGAGUGUCACGCCGCAAGAGAAACACAGCAGAGAUUCUCAGUUGGGACCCGCUCCCGGACUUCGAGCGAGGAGUCACUCAACGCCACUGCCCCCGUCCUCCAAAUCGACGUCACCUUUCUCCCAUCACCACCACCACCCGCACCACCGGCCCUCCCACUAUCAUCACUAUCGCAAGCCAGAGAGGGGAGACUCUCCGGCUCCACUCAAGAGCAGCUCUCAGACGUCCACCCAGGCCACCGUGCAGACCCAAACUUCGAGUACGGGCAAGGAAGGGAAAUCCGUUAGCUUCCUCUUGAAGACGGACAAAGGAGAGAAGGAUAAGGACAGAGACAAGGAGAGGGACAGGGAGCGAGACCGAGAUAGGGACAGAGGUCGAGACAAGGACAGAGAUAGAGAUAAGGACAGAGACCGUGACCGGGAUAGCGGUCCUCACUCUUUGCAACUGGAUCUCCUUCCUGCUACAAGCAGUCAAACAGCUCAAGGCAGCACCAGCUCAACUCCGACAUCCCUGUCCUCAUCCCACCGCCCUCACUCUCGUCCUCAUCUGCGCUCUCAUACCCCUCAUGGCCUGCCGGCAUACAAGCCGCCGUCCUCUGACAGCCCCCUGCUGUGGACGUACCCUUCCGGGGGCUUCCGCAGACCGCCGGCUUACGAGAGCUUGAGAGGAAACUCCCAGACGCCGUCCUUGCAGCAGCCCUCGAGCCUCACGGGCGUUGGUGAGGGCGGAUGCAAGGGUGGCGAAGGCUCUUCAUCGCUGCUGUCCAAAACUGGCUUCAUGCCCUGGGACAGUAGUGUGAGCUUCGCAGGCGACGAAGGGUCUUCCUGGCCCAUGCAGAGGAAAUUGUCCUUCAGCCAAGGGAGCCGAGAGACCGAGAAAGAAGAAGGACGGACAUGGAAUGGCAGCGCCGAUGCCUUAUUAAGGAUGGAUAAGGAAGAGUUGGGAAUGGGGUUCCGAGGAGGCCCCUCGAGCAUCCCGGUGCACUAUAGUGGCGCCGCAAGUAGGACCCUUGGUCACUGUGAGUCGCUGCUGGGUUCAGACAGCAACCCAGGAUUCAGAGCCCUGCCCAGAGUCGGGAUGCCUCUUCCCUGUCAGACGUUCCCCGCCUGUCGCAACGGAGAAGUGGGGCGGCUGGGCCGUUCCUCCUCUGCUGCUGGAGUGAGACAGGUGGGCGGAGGAGACGUCCAGAGGCAGAGCAGUCUACCAGCACGAGAAGCCCUCAAUCAGCUGCAUGGCCUGGCACAACCGCAAGCCUCCUGCGGCCCCAACAGUCCCGGCGUAUCCCGUCAGCAGCAGCAGCUGCAGCUCCACCAGCAGCAGUUGCAGUUAAAGCAGCAGCUCCAGCAGCUCCAGCAACAGCACCACCUGCAGCUGCAGUUCCAGCAGCUCGCCCAGUUGGCGCAGGGUCAGCCCGCCGCCGCCGGCGCCGGAGCCGCCUCGUCCGCCGCGCAGACCCAGAGAGACGGCAAGUUGCUGGAAGUCAUCGAGCGCAAACGCUGCCUCUGCAAGGAGAUCAAGGCCCACAGGCGCCCGGAUAAAAGCUUGUGCAAGCAGGACAGCAUGCCCAUCCUCCCGAGCUGGAGACGGACACCUGAGCCCCGUAAGACUGGCACGCCGCCUUGCCAAAGGCCGCAGGCCGUGGUGUGGGACACGGCUAUCUGACAGGAGGACGGUGAGGACAGCGCUGACGAGAGACACGGUCGAGCUGAAAGGGGGCGGGGGUUAUAUCAUUAGACGAGAGUAGAUGCGGGGGGGUCAGUAUUUUGUGUGACUUUCGUUGCAGUUGCACCACCUUGGUGACAGAUAGGGGGCAAAGGUGAGCGCAGCUGCGGUGUAAAAGGCAAACAGGGAUUCCAAUCUUCGUCUUUCCCUUUCUUUCUCUCCCGGUCCCCUGCAUCGUCUACUAUCACUCCCAACUAUCUGCAAGUCUUCCCUCAUCACAUCCAUAAAUCUCCUCUUCAUCUUCCUCUUUGCCGCCGACCAUUUCCAGCAUGUCUUCUGACACUUUGCUCAGUUCUUCAGCUCUUGUCCCCCCCCCCCGCCAUUGCUCCGUACAACUGAUUCCCAAGACCCAUGAAGUCCUCCACUGCUACUCCUUGUCACCUCGCCAUCCCAACGGCCUCCUGUUCACUCACACACACAUGCACCCUCUUGCUGCGACGGAUCUUCUUUCCUCAUCCAUCCGCCUCUCUGGGUUCUCACGCACCUGCCCCUUACAGUCACCGCACAUCCUGUCCGACCUCAUCCGUCAAUCUUUCCAUCGCCAGAUCAAACAGGGACUCCAAUCAAACAAUUGAAGUGUCCCACACUCUUCAUGAAAAAAAAAAAAAAAAUCGCGCUGGUUCUAAUUGCCAACAAUUUUGCCAUCGUUCUCCCUCCUGAUUAUGACAGCUUGAUAGGGUGAUAUCCGAAUUGCCAAAUUUCCUCCUGACUACUUGACGCAUCGAUUUCUUUUUUUUUUUUUUCUCUAAUGCACAGAGAGGAAUUAAACGAAGGCACCAGUCAGAAAAGAGCGACAUGAGCCCAACAUGUCAUGUUCUGUGGAUGAGCACACGUAAGACUCGUCGUGAAGUCAUUGAAGUGUUUCUUGAAAUUUGUCAAUGCAUACGAGAUGUCUUGGUAUCAGUAGAUUGUUGUCGUGGAUGCAAAUAAUAUCGCCGAGGUGUAAAAGCUACCUACUAUAUCUGUUCGCAUAAUAUUUGUAAAUCAAGUAACUUUCUCUACAUUUUUUGGGGGGUGAGGGACAAUUUUAUAGCAAUAUGCUCCCGGUGUGGUGGAGCGACAUAACUCGCGUCGACUUCUAGCCUAUAAACGUUACAUAUCUUAAGACUUGAAUGAGUCAUAUUUACUGUGUCAUCCUCUGCAUGUCACAAUAGACAUACAGUCCUGUACAAAUAUUGUGUAGAGAUGAUCAUGUUUGAAUUUUACAUAGAGCAGAACUUCACUAUGGUAACACACGGUUGUACAAAGUUGCUUUGUUUUGGUUUUCCCCGGUGUGACGCGGGGCGUGUCGAGCCACGUUUCGCUACAAAUGAAAGGGUACCCAAAAAAAAAAAAAAAA